AUGAUGCUCUGCAUUAACUGGGCGUGUGUUCCGAGCAUCCUCUCUGUUAUUACACAGACACACGGACUGCUCCAGCUGCCUUCUCUCUCCUCUCCUCCUCUGCUCCUCUCCUCUGGGCUGACACCUCUGCUCCGGGUCUGCUCCGGGUCUGCUCCGGGUCUGCUCCUGCUGCCUUCAUCCCCUCUCUCCCCUCCAGCCUCGUCUUUUGUCCGCGGCCUGUUGCGUAUGGACGCCUCAGAGUGCGGGGUGAAGGUGAUGUGCAGGUUCCGUCCCCUGAGUGACGCGGAGCGGAACCGCGGGGAUCGCCUGGUGGCCAAGUUCAACGGACACGACACCGUGGUGCUGACGGGGAAGCCGUACAUCUUUGAUCGAGUUCUUCCUCCGGAAACUGAACAAGUCCAGGUUUACGACUCCUGCGCAAAACACAUCGUGAAAGAUGUCCUGGGAGGAUACAAUGGGACAAUCUUUGCGUACGGACAGACAUCCUCAGGAAAAACUCACACUAUGGAGGGUGUCCUUCACGAUGAGGAGAACAUGGGCGUCAUUCCCAGAAUCGCAUCAGACAUUUUCAACCACAUCUACAGCAUGGACCAGAACCUGGAGUUCCAUAUCAAGUUAGAGCUGAAGUUAGAGCUGAAGUUAGAGCUGAAGUUAGAGCUGAAGUUAGAGCUGAUGUUAGAGCUGAAGUUAGAGCUGAAGUUAGAGCUGAAGUUAGAGCUGAAGUUAGAGCUGAUGUUAGAGCUGAAGUUAGAGCUGAAGUUAGAGCUGAUGUUAGAGCUGAAGUUAGAGCUGAAGUUAGAGCUGAAGUUAGAGCUGAAGUUAGAGCUGAUGUUAGAGCUGAAGUUAGAGCUGAAGUUAGAGCUGAUGUUAGAGCUGAAGUUAGAGCUGAAGUUAGAGCUGAAGUUAGAGCUGAAGUUAGAGCUGAAGUUAGAGCUGAUGUUAGAGCUGAUGUUAGAGCUGAAGUUAGAGCUGAAGUUAGAGCUGAAGUUAGUGCUGAAGUUAGAGCUGAAGUUAGAGCUGAAGUUAGAGCUGAAGUUAGAGCUGAUGUUAGAGCUGAUGAUAGAGCUGAAGUUAGAGCUGAAGUUAGAGCUGAAGUUAGAGCUGAAGUUAGAGCUGAUGUUAGAGCUGUAG
Messenger RNA from Knipowitschia caucasica, 1131 nucleotides. The record is from the annotation of a GenBank genome assembly. Lineage: Eukaryota; Metazoa; Chordata; Actinopteri; Gobiiformes; Gobiidae.